Molecule: messenger RNA, 1275 nt
Organism: Exophiala bonariae
Lineage: Eukaryota; Fungi; Ascomycota; Eurotiomycetes; Chaetothyriales; Herpotrichiellaceae
Exons: 1
Coding region: 1-1275 (424 amino acids)
Molecular function (GO): metal ion binding
Source: RefSeq, a predicted model, not a curated record
AUGUCCGCAAACAUGUCCAACGCUCUCAGACCUCGCUUCUUCGUUGUCCGACCCGAUGAUCAGAGAAUGGUGCCCCUUAUUGCCGUGGACGAGCUUCCUCCUUUUGUCAUGAUCCAAGGUGUCCCAAGGGCCCUCGCAGCAACUGAAAUCACCGGAAUGAUCUCUGUCGGUGCCUACGAACUGCGUGACACUCAACAUGUUGUGGAAGGCGUCUAUGCCAACAAACCACCAAGUCCUGAACGUCCUUCUGUCCCAAAAAGUCCUGGCCAGCAAGCACUUCCUCUUGUCUCCAGCAGCCCGACCCCAAGCACCAAGAUCACCAAUUCCAACAAGGUCGAAUCGACUGCCACCAGCAUAACCCCAGGUACCAAGAUCUACUGUGAUCAUUGGAUUGCAACUGGUGCUUGUUCAUUUGUCCAGAAAGGCUGCCACUACAAGCAUGAAAUGCCAUUGACCCGCGAGGCUCUUGCGGCAAUUGGCCAGCCGGACAUCCCAGCGUGGUACCGCCGAAGCUAUGGCGUUGCCUCAUUGAACCUUGCGCCUGGCAUGACAACUCCAAGCUACAGCAUCAGUGAUUCCCGGGCACAUCACAGCAACAACUGGCGAAACUCCCAGAGCCAAGGAGGCCGUGAGCACAACGCAGGCUCUCCUGGCCGCCGCCCAUUUGCCGCCGCCCGUGGUCCUCGUGGUCAAGGACGCCAAUACAACAAGCCAAACAUGCCCGCCAACGAAGUGAACACUGAAGAGGCACGCAGAGCAACCACGGCAGCCAAAGAACUGGACCGUGAGGCAGAGAAACGUCGCCAGGCAAUGCAGGCCAAGUACAAGUCGUUGUCACCAGACCGCAACUCGGUCUUCACACACGACCCCGAUUUCAACAGCGGCUUCGACAGCGAGGCGGAGUGCAGCAGCCUGAUGAGCGACCAAGACCGAUACGACACCAUGUCAGAUGCCACUUUCGAAGCUGAACAGCUAGACCGUGUUCGCCGUGUUCAUGCUUCCCGUUCUGCUUCCGCCAAUGCCUCGGCCUCGGCUUCUGCGUCUGCGUCUGCUUCUGAGGCCUCCUCCGGCUUGUCUACUGUUCGCGGAAAGGGCCAGAUGGGUCGACGAGUUGGAAAGAACAGCAGACCUCGGGGUGUUCGUGGCGGAAGAAAGCACGCCAGGAACAGCUCUGGCAAUGCCAGUGCGGACGGAAGUGGUCGUGAUGGCGGACCCGGAAGGGCGCCAGCCAGAGAUAUGAGAAAGGUUGUGGCGGACAAGGCCGUUGUUCAGUGA